Molecule: messenger RNA, 2588 nt
Organism: Paramisgurnus dabryanus
Lineage: Eukaryota; Metazoa; Chordata; Actinopteri; Cypriniformes; Cobitidae
Product: basic immunoglobulin-like variable motif-containing protein
Cellular component (GO): nucleus
Molecular function (GO): DNA endonuclease activity; single-stranded DNA binding
Source: RefSeq, a predicted model, not a curated record
UCGAUUCUUACGGCGCCGAAUAAAGUCGAACAAGCCUACAGUUAUGCACAGACAGUAGGCAGUCAAACAGAGAGGACCGUGAGGACGUACAUAGCCCUUUAAAUAAAUACUGUUCGUUAUGCACGCAUAACUGAUGUCAGUGGGAGAGAUCUCCUUUUGGAACAAACCGUCACAGCUGGACAAACACUUGAGUUUAUUCUCCUAACCAUCAUCCCAGUUCCCCGUUCAAUGCCUAACACUGUGGAAAGUGAAGGCGCCAAGGUAUCUGCUAGUAGUGAUCAGGAGGCCCCAUCACGGGCCCCGGGCAGAGAGGAUGAACGUGAACGCAGCUUCCUGAGCACUUUGACACGUGACGCGCUGAGGGCUCGACGGGCAUCUAGCGCAGAGCUCCAGCUUCCAUGGACCUGCCCUGUAACACAUUCCCGGGAGAAGUUUUACACCGUAUGCUCUGACUAUGCGCUGCUCAAUCGAGCCCGACCCAUCGUCACAUCUGAAGAUGUGCCGAAUGACAAUCCAGACAGCGGGACGUUAGUCAAGCCCAACACUGCUUCCUCCUCCCAGGGUCACUCUGGGGGAUUAAGCAUGUCGUUAGAUGGGAACUGUGAUAUGGAAGUGACAUCCAGCAACAAGCCUGUGCUGGCAUGGGAGAUUGACACCUCGGAUUUUGAUGCGGUUCUAACCCGAAAAUCCAAAAUGAGUAAUUUAAAGAAAUCAAACUCCAAGAAAAUGAAAUCAUCAGACAGGCAGAGCAGAAACCUUCAAGAUCUGCCACCACAAGCUUCUCUGGAGGACAUCAAACAGAGAAAAGUCUUGGACCUCCGUAGAUGGUACUGCAUCAGUCGCCCCCAGUAUAAAACAUCAUGUGGAAUCUCUUCACUGGUCUCCUGCUGGAACUUUCUCUACAGUACUUUAGGAGCAGGCAGUCUUCCACCUAUUUCUCAAGAAGAGGCCCUACAUAUACUUGGUUUCCAGCCUCCAUUUGAAGACAUCAAAUUCGGACCAUUCACAGGCAAUGCCACUUUAAUGCGAUGGUUCAGACAAAUCAACGAUAAUUUCCGUGUCCGAGGAUGCUCGUAUAUUCUGUACAAACCUCAUGGGAAGCACAAGACAGCAGGAGAGACAGCCGACGGGGCUCUGAUGAAGCUGACCCAGGGCCUCAGAGAUGAAUCCAUGGCCUACAUUUACCACUGUCAAAAUCACUACUUCUGUCCUGUGGGCUAUGAAGCUACACCACUAAAAGCAACCAAAGCAUACAGAGGAGCACUUGCUCUCAAUGAGAUGGAACACUGGAUUCUGAUUGGUGAACCAAGCAGGAAACAUCCUGCAAUCCACUGUAAAAAGUGGGCAGAUAUUGUGACAGAUCUGAACACUCAAAACCCUGAAUACUUAGACAUUCGCCAUAUAGAGAGAGGCAUUCAGUAUCGUAGAACCAAGAAGGUGGGGGGCAAUCUGCAUUGCAUCAUGGCAUUCCAGAGAGUAAACUGGCAAAAGUUGGGACCGUGGGCGCUGAAUCUGGAAAAUUUGAGACAUGAUCUCCACCAUCAGGAUCCAGAGAACAGAAGCCAAGCACCAACAGAUGACGCUUUUGAGGAGAGAGCCGUAAAACGUCUGGGCAGGUCCCUUAGCACAGGAAACCAGAAGUUAGACAGUGGUUGGAAGCGUUUGUCGAACACUGCAGAGUAUAGGCACAGAGGGUCUCCAGAUAGUGACCAAGAUGAAGACAUAACUGAUUAAAUCAUCAUUUAAAUUAACCUUUCCGGGCUGUUGGCAAAAUUGAAAGGUGAUAAUUACAGUAGAUAUGUAAUAUUAGCAAUGCAAUGGUGUUUGAGGGAGUGUAAUGUUGCUGGCUUGAUUACUGCAAGGAAUGGGUUGUAUCAUCCCUUUAUCAAAGCUUUUACCGUAACUUAAGGUUGCUUUAAAAGAUUUGUUCUAACAAUCAGUUAAUGUUAGGCCUUAAUGUAAACAGAUUCCAGGUUUGGUCAUGUGAUAAGUUAAGAUUUAUUCUUUUGUAUUUUGUUCAAAGGUUUGCCCAAUAGCUUUCAAGAAAGAGGUUAUGUCACCUCUAAUAGGUCAAAAUGCUGCUUUGUUAAAAAUAUUGUAGAUAAAUGGAUCAUAUAGUGCAAAAUUUUACUGCACUGUUAAUACCAAUGAUAUUUGAUUUUUAGGUAUAUAGCAUUAUUCCAUUUCAAUGAUAUGCUAUUCAUUAAAAAUAGAUAAGUGGAGUACUGUAUGGACACUAUGUUAAUAAUGGAAAAUGUAUUAAAUGUACAUCUUGGAUGAUCUUAAACUGAUAGUUCACCCAAAACCAAACCGAUCGUGAGCCCAAUUAAAUUCCUAGUAUUCUUUUUUUUCCCACAAUACUAUGGAAGUCAAUGGGGCUUAUGAACGGUUAUUCCUCAAAAUAUCUUCCUUUGUGGUCACACAGUCCAGUAAGAUGAAGCCAUCUGUAAAUAGUACUGUGAAGGAUUAAAGGUGUUUUUGUGAAAUGCUGUAAGCUAUGACUGCAUGAUUGUCUUCAUGUUAUAUGCAUUGCAAAUUGUUUUCUUUGCUUAACACAACAUCUAAUGUAUCCAUUUUCAAUGUGUAGU